AUGGCUAUGAAGUACGUAAAAUUUCCUUCAGUCAGAGAAAUCUGUCAAAACUUUGAAAAGUAUAUGGGUUUUCAGAAUCCCAUAAAAUGGCCAAAUGCCAUUGCAAUAAUCCUAUAUCAUGUAAUUGGUGUUUACUGGUGUUUCUAUUACACAUUUCCAGUAAAAUUUGCUACUGUAAUUUAUGCUGUACUUUUAUUCUACUUCUCUGGAAUCUGUAUCACGACCGGAGUGCACCGUCUGUGGACACACAAAUCGUACAAAGCAAAAUUACCUUUGCAACUGUUCCUUCUAACAGGUUUCGCAACAGCUGGUCAAAAUUCCAUAUACCAAUGGGUGCGUGACCAUCGCGUCCACCACAAAUUCAGCGAUACGGACGCAGAUCCGCACAACGCCAACCGCGGCCUGUUCUUCUCACACAUCGGAUGGUUGAUGUUGAAGAAGAACGAACAAGUGCUUGAAGCCGGGAAACUCAUCGACAUGUCUGAUAUUACUGGCGACCCGUUACUUCGAUAUUUUGACAAAAAUUUCAUCUGGUUGAAAAUUUUGUUUUGCUACGUAAUACCGUUCAUUGUUAAUGUUCACCUGUUGGGAGAGACUUGGCAGGGUGUGGUAGCGUGGCAGUUCUUCCUCCGCUUCCUCAUCACGUUCCACGUCGAAUUGACAGUCAACAGUCUUGCACAUUUCUAUGGAUACAGUCCUUAUAACAAAUACAUCGCACCCAAAGAAAAUCAUUUUGUAGCAACCUGCACUUUUGGCGAAGGAUGGCACAACUACCAUCACGUGUUCCCCUUUGACUACAAGGCGGCCGAGCACUUCGAUACCUUGAAUUGGAGUACAAAGUUAAUCCGUCUCUUUAAUAAAAUUGGCUGGGCUUAUGAUCUGCGUGAAGCCUCUCCUAUGGUGAUUAAUAGAAUUGCAAAUAGGCUAGGAGACGGGACACGAGUACUCUUUCCGAUAAAUAAAUAAGUUUAUAUAUUAAUUUAUUUAUUUUGCUAUGAUCCCCGAAAAGCCAACAAACCCAUGCGACAUCGCGGAUCAUAGCGAAAUAAAUAAAUUAAUAAAUAUUUAUCAUGAACUUCCGCAAAUUAACGCCUGCUUCUAUACAAUAUAAAUAA
Molecule: messenger RNA, 1115 nt
Organism: Bicyclus anynana (squinting bush brown)
Lineage: Eukaryota; Metazoa; Arthropoda; Insecta; Lepidoptera; Nymphalidae
Product: acyl-CoA Delta-9 desaturase-like
Exons: 5
Coding region: 1-966 (321 amino acids)
Biological process (GO): unsaturated fatty acid biosynthetic process
Cellular component (GO): endoplasmic reticulum membrane
Molecular function (GO): iron ion binding; stearoyl-CoA 9-desaturase activity
Source: RefSeq, a predicted model, not a curated record